Geosmithia morbida is the source of this 1563-nucleotide messenger RNA. Its product is annotated as JmjC domain, hydroxylase. NCBI's taxonomy places the organism in Eukaryota, Fungi, Ascomycota, Sordariomycetes, Hypocreales, Bionectriaceae. The record is from RefSeq and is a predicted model, not a curated record. Gene Ontology annotation, molecular function: protein binding; cis-regulatory region sequence-specific DNA binding. The coding region runs from base 1 to 1563 and encodes 520 amino acids. The transcript has 2 exons. Gene Ontology annotation, cellular component: nucleus.
AUGCCCUCUGCCGUCACCACAACCUCCCAUGUUACGGGACCCGUCACAGACAGCAAACCUGCUGUCCCGUUUCCAGCAGAGCACAAUGUCCAAGAGGACGAUGACUCUGCCGUCGAUUCAGAGUUUAUCCCAACACACCCCUUAGGCGUCAAGCCUCUGGGGAACCAGUAUUUUUUCGACGGCGUCAGUGCCCGCAGAUCGAUUGGGUCGUGGACUUUGUUGCCGGAUGAGAUGCUCACGGUUGUCCUGGAGCACUUGGACAAGUCGUCACUGCUGUCCAUGGGCCACACCUGCAAGUUUUUCUACGCGUUUUGCCACUCGGAAGAGUUGUGGAAGGCGCUAUUUCUACGAUACAAUUCUUCCGACGGUGCCACUCGACGAGUCCAGUGGACAGGCUCAUGGAGGAACACGACGCUAGGCAUCCCGGACAACUGCAGGGCCAAGGUAGACUGUGGCAACGUCUUUUCCGACGUGCUGCAUAGGCCCUUUGCCUGCAGCAACAUCAAUCUGAAGCAGUACACUUCGGGGAUCCCCAAGGCCAAUAGCAUCCGUCGGUUCGACAACCUAACAUAUGGCGAGUUUGCCGACAACUGGACAAGAGAGCCCUUUAUCCUGUCCAAGUGCAUACAGAACUGGCCGGUUGCGACUGAAUGGACGAUGGACACUCUCUUACGGGACUACGGAGACGUCCCGUUCCGCGCCGAGGCGGUCGACUGGACCUUUUCCACUUACUGCAAGUACAUGCGGAAUAACAUGGACGAGAGCCCCCUGUACCUGUUUGACCGGGCCUUUGCAGAAAAGAUGGGCCUGACAGUCGGGCGAGACGCUUCUGAGGAGGGGAAAACAGCAGCAUACUGGAGACCAGAGUGCUUCGGCCCGGACUUUUUCGAGCUGCUCGGCCAGGAGCGUCCGGCACACCGAUGGCUCAUUGUUGGACCGGAGCGCAGCGGCUCCAAGUUCCACAAGGACCCCAACGCCACGAGCGCCUGGAACGCUGUGAUCUCGGGCGCCAAGUACUGGAUCAUGUUCCCGCCUACGGCCCAAGUACCGGGUGUGUACGUGUCCCGUGACGGCGGCGAGGUGACCAGCCCGCUCAGCAUAGCCGAGUGGCUGCUGACCUUCCACGACGAGGCCCGCCAGCUCCCCGAGUGCUUAGAAGGCAUCUGCCGCGCCGGCGAGAUCCUCCACGUCCCCAGCGGGUGGUGGCAUCUCGUCGUCAACACGGAGCCCGGCAUAGCCCUCACUCAGAACUUUGUGCCCCAGUCCCCCAGUCUGCACCACCUGUCCGAGGCGCUGGCCUUUUUGCGAGACAAGCCCGAUCAGGUCUCUGGGUUCCGGCAGGACGUGCAAGACCCCUUUGGGAUCCUCGUCAGCCGACUCAGGCAGGAUAACCCAGAGGCCCUGGAAAAGGCGCUGGAUCUGGUGGACCGCAAGAGUGGGAAGAAGCGAAAAUGGGAUGCUGUUGUGGGGGCUGGGGUGGUUGAUGAGGACCGGUCAGGGGGUGGAGGCGGCGGCUUUAGCUUUGGGUUCGACGGGGACGAUGUUGAUGAGGAGAUUCCGUAA